AUGCAACAAAAAGAGUUCACCUCCCUUCCCCCACGGCCCAAGCUCAACUCUUCUGCAGAAGAAGCCUAUCCUUGGUAUUCUGUUGGAUCGGGAAUCUGGGAGUAUCCUCUCAACUUAAGUAAUUCUUUGGACUCUCCCACUGGCACUACUUCUAUCACUUCAGGCGAAAGAUCAGUCAUACAGUGGUCCUCCUCUAGCGACUUAUCUCGGAAUAACUCCGUCAUCACACACGACUACAUCGAGGAAGUAAUUUUUCUCGAAGGCGGGUUGAAGGACUUGACUCUUCAGCAGGAGUGGGGUCCAGGAGCGUAUGCGUAUCGGUUACCGGGUAUGAAGCAUGGACCGUAUCGGGCUGGCGAGAAUGGUUGUCUGGAGUUUGUGAGGUGCAUCAGUGUGACAAAGGGAAAUUGA
Molecule: messenger RNA, 411 nt
Organism: Lentinula edodes (shiitake mushroom)
Lineage: Eukaryota; Fungi; Basidiomycota; Agaricomycetes; Agaricales; Omphalotaceae
Exons: 2
Coding region: 1-411 (136 amino acids)
Source: RefSeq, a predicted model, not a curated record